Molecule: messenger RNA, 597 nt
Organism: Aspergillus mulundensis
Lineage: Eukaryota; Fungi; Ascomycota; Eurotiomycetes; Eurotiales; Aspergillaceae
Exons: 2
Coding region: 1-597 (198 amino acids)
Source: RefSeq, a predicted model, not a curated record
AUGGGCUCGUUGCAGAGCUUCAAGCUCCUCUACAUAUCCAUAUUCCUUCUCUUCUUUUUAUCGCCCGUUCUAUCUUCGUAUUCGCCGCAGCUUGAAAUCCUAUAUUGGCAUCUUGACCAGGCCGAACCCUUAGUGCUCGCCCAUGUCUCAUACGAUACCGCAACGCUAAAGUCAGAUCUCAUCGACUAUUCUCCUCCUCCCACAGAACUCUCCCAGGGCAUAGCACGCGUAGGCUUCUAUGCUGCGACUUCUACGAAUUCGCGGCAAUGGGUUGGCACGCUCGUAUCACCGUCUGCGCUGACGGGACUUGUUGCAUCACAAAAGCCGAUUCUCCGCCUGCAUGUUAGUCCUUCCAACGAAAUCUAUCAUGUCUCCUUGGACUCUACCUCUGUGUCUACAUCCUCGUUACAUAGCAUCCUAGUUGAGCUCGUGGCGGAUGAGCUCGGUCCUAGCCCGCACCUCAAUCGCCCGAUUGUUGUUGGUCGGGACGGUAAGAAUUCAGAGGAACAACCGGAGAAGACUAUGUUUCAGAAGUACUGGUGGGUGUUCCUCAUUGUUACGUUCUUGGCCAUGUCCGGAGGAGGGGAACGGCAAUGA